Messenger RNA from Rotaria sordida, 717 nucleotides. NCBI's taxonomy places the organism in Eukaryota, Metazoa, Rotifera, Eurotatoria, Philodinida, Philodinidae. The record is from the annotation of a GenBank genome assembly.
AUGGUAAUGACAAAUAUGUCAUUGACAGACAUACUUGAAAUGAGCCGAUCUGCUUUUUCAAAUGUACAACCAACCAGUAUCAGAUAUUACAUUGUUGAUCCUAACAAUAAAAAUUCAGCAAAAGAAUUGAGCAAAAGUGCAUUAACAAUGAUAAAAUUAUUAAAAAAAACAUUGCCUUCUGGUAACAAACGAUCAGGUGGUCAAAUAACAACAUCAACAACUGAAACAGACGUGAACAGUGAUGGUGAUAAAGAAAAUCGUCGGAAAAUAUCACGAGCAAGUACAUCAAAUGAUAAAUUAAAUGAUAAACGACGACGUCGUAAAAAUAAAAACAGCAACAAUCACGAUUAUAAUGAUGUCCAAUGGUCAUUUUCUUCUGAUGAAGAGUAUCAACCACCAUUAAUUGAACAACUUUAUCCAUCAUCAAUGUCAUCAGCACGUGAUCGAGCUGAUUUCGAACUUACUAGAACGGGUCGCAUAGAUUACUUCUGUGAAAAAUAUCUAUAUCUUACAGGUGUGAUAGUUAUACGUAAAUUCAUUCAUGAAGCACAAAUUAAUCUUUCCAUGCAUCAAGAGAAUUUCUACGAAUUUCUUCGUUUUAUUCGAAAUUCAUCAACAUUUCUAAUCGAGAUACAAGAAAUUGCAGAAAAGAUAAGAAAAGAAGAUACAAAGGUGAAGAUUGAAGAACUGGUUAAUGUUGGUUAUGAAUCUAAAUAA